This is a messenger RNA of Acanthisitta chloris (rifleman), 463 nucleotides long. It is a transcript of the gene NPY, whose product is annotated as neuropeptide Y. Gene Ontology annotation, cellular component: extracellular region. The transcript has 3 exons. Gene Ontology annotation, biological process: feeding behavior; neuropeptide signaling pathway. The record is from RefSeq and is a predicted model, not a curated record. Lineage: Eukaryota; Metazoa; Chordata; Aves; Passeriformes; Acanthisittidae. Gene Ontology annotation, molecular function: neuropeptide hormone activity; neuropeptide Y receptor binding. The annotation marks the transcript as partial.
UCCAAACCGGACAGCCCCGGCGAGGACGCCCCCGCAGAGGACAUGGCCAGAUACUACUCGGCGCUGAGGCACUACAUCAACCUCAUCACCAGGCAGAGAUAUGGAAAGAGAUCAAGCCCAGAUACAAUGAUCUCAGACCUCUUGUGGAGGGAAAGCACAGAAAACAUUCCUAGGUCCAGGUUUGAAGACCCUUCGAUGUGGUGAUGGGAUCUUCAGCUCACCUUCAAAAUUUUCCUAGUUUUCAUACUCCACGCCUAUGAAGCGAAUCAUAGCAUCCUUCCCAGUGCAUGCAGCCAUUGUACCGAAUUCUGUAGAGUUUUUCCUCCAUCAUAUUUGUAUAUACCUUUAUUUAAAUAAAUUAUUUGUGCAUUCCAAAAUAUAACAUACUAAAUGAAAACAACCAACCAUGUCAUUGGUAUAACAAAGCAUUGUUUUAAACCAUGAAAACUGAAUUAUAACCUCC